GUGAAUUAUUAAAAAGAAAAAUGGCCCAACAGAGCACUGUAUUUCCUUCUCUUGUCACCAAGGAAAGGUAUAAUAUAUGGAAAAUAUGCAUCUAAGACGCGUUAGAACCAUGCCCCGUCACAGCCAGUCCCUGACCAUGGCACCCUACUCCUCCGUAAGCCUAGUGGAGCAGUUGGAAGAUAGAAUCCUCUGCCACGAGAAAACGACCGCCGCCCUCGUGGAGCAUGCCUUCCGGAUUAAAGAUGACAUCGUCAACAGUUUGCAGAAAAUGCAGAACAAAGGGGGAGGCGACCGCUUGGCCAGGCUUUUCUUGGAGGAGCACAUCAGAAACAUAACUGCCAUAGUGAAGCAGCUGAAUCGGGAUAUUGAGGUACUCCAGGAGCAGAUCCGUGCCCGAGACAACAUUAGCUACGGAACUAAUUCUGCCUUAAAGACUCUGGAGCUGCGUCAGCUCUCUGGUUUGGGAGAUCUUCGAGGGAGAGUGGCAAGAUGUGACGCCAGCAUAGCCAGACUCUCCGCAGAACACAAAACGACCUAUGAGGGGCUCCAACACUUGAACAAGGAACAGCAAGCUGCCAAACUUAUCUUGGAAACGAAAAUCAAAGAUGCAGAGGGACAGGGAUCCGAGACAAUAACUCCAUCUGACCCCAGAGCACACCCUCCAGCCUCACCCAAUUACAAGGUACAGCUGGUGGCCCUGCCAGACCAGGGAGUCUGGCCAGUGACUUCACGCAACAGUGGAACACAACCAGCAGCCUGCUCAAUUGUGGAGUAUAGCCUGAGGCCCUGUCUGAUCAUGAACCCCAGCCUGCAGCCCUGCCUGCACCUGGAGUCCAGUCAGUGGCAACAUCUGGCUGGGGAGCAGAGCUUGGGGCCCCACCUAAUCAAGUACAGUUGUGAAGCCCAGCCUGUAGCCUUGCCCAAUCGUGGAAUCCAUCCAGCAGCACCACCCUUCCAGGGAAUACAACCUGCAACCACACCCAACCAGAGAAUUGUUUUACAUCUAACUUGCAGACUUUCUCAUUUCAGAUUUAAAGGUACAAUUGAGGAACUCAGUAACCAGAUUUUAUCUGCACGAAAGUGGUUGCAACAGGAACAAGAACGGAUAGAAAAAGAACUUUUACAGAAAAUUGAUCAGCUUUCCUUGGUUGUUAAGGAAAAUAAUGGAGCCAGUGAACGGGACAUGGAGAAGAAGCUCAGCCAGAUGUCAGCCCGACUUGACAAACUCGAAGAGAGUCAGAAGAAGCAUGUGGAAGUACAGAGAACAAAACAAGAAGAGGAGAAGGUGCAUGGGCGCAUCAGCAAGCUGGAGUUACGGAUGAGUGCGGACAUGAAGGACAUAAAAGCAGAGGUUGAUGCUGGGUUUACAGCCAUCUAUGAAAGCAUAGGAUCUCUUAGGCAAGUUCUCGAAGCCAAGAUGAAGCUGGACAAGGACCAGCUACAGAAGCAAAUCCAACAGAUGCAGAAACCGGAGGUUCCCAUGUGAAGGGAGUUGGGACAAGGACCUCAGAGGUGGUUCUGCCGGUGGGGCUGGGAGCUAGAGACCUCUGUGGCCAGGCGGUCCUGGCAUUCGGGAUUGUUCUAGUCAUGGCGUGCAUGUGCCAGGAAAUGUGUAUCCGUGGGUCUAAAUGUUUACCUUAAAUCUUGAAAACACUCUAAAAGUAUUAAAUACAAUUUUUACUACUUUAUUCCACUUCUCUAAAUUCAGAUUUGGAAAGGCUUUUAUCCCCUUCAUUUUAUGAAUGAAAAGACUUAAUUUUCCUUCAAUGCUUGAUGCUCUAGCCAAGAUUUUACUUUUUGAAAAAUGUCAUAGUGAUUUUUUUAAAUUAAGAAACUAAUGAAUUAUCUAUCACAGAAAUGUGUUGCUCCUUACUCUAAAGUAAGAAAAUGUCCUAAUAGAUUAGAAUUCAAACUUUUGAGUCCAUAUUUGGAUUUUAUUAUUGUUGUCUGUUCAUUUCUUAUAUUGGUUAUCUUCUUGUAAAUCCUCUGUCUUUUGUAGGGAGAAGGGACUUAAUAUUUGGGGAAAAAAAACCUCACCAUUUAUGUAAUGAAAAUAGUUUAAAAACUUAGAACUGCCAUAUAGAUUACAGAUUAAAAUGGAAACUUAAGACAAUUGUUUAGAUAAUGUAAGGCAUAAUAUUUACAUCAACCACCUAGUUAAACCAGGUUUUAAUAUUGAAAACUUUUUUCAAUUAUCCACAGCCUGUGUGGUGAUAGCCAUAUAUUUAAUAAUGAAAUGGUGGUUAAUAGUCUGUUUAUUGCACAAUUAAUUGUUCAUCAGUCACAAUAGGAUGUGAGAGUUUUUCAGGCUUUAUGGUCUCCUCUCUAAAUGUUUCCAAAAUUGGCACAAAGUGCUAAGUUUUAUAUAUACUUACUGUAUUCUUGUGCCUUGGUUUUAUCACGUCAAUGCACUGUACCCUGUAAAAGUUUUGCGGACAAAAUAGAAGGGAUGAUAAUACAUCAGAAUUAUGAUGUAAAAAUGGGAUCCUAUGUAUUUUUUAGGUUCUAAAAGUUGUAUCACCGUUAAGACAUUAGUCAUUCAGUAUUAUUAACAAAAUAGAAAUUCAUACUUUUGUAUGGACAGAGAAUCAAAUUGAUAUCGUAUUUAUAACACUGUCGGGAAACUUUCAUUUGAGCAACUUUGUAGACCCUGAGUGUUUUAUUUUUCAUUCACCAUAUUUGAUUAGUCAUUGAAAAAUGGCACCAGUGUUCUUUGUUCACCUAUGCAUGUAAAAACUGAUAGUGAGACACACGCCAUUCUAAACUGUGAGGGUGCCCAGGAGAAAGGAAACAGGAAUACUUUUAAAAUUUUAAAAACUUUUUUUUGUUGUUGUUUGCUGAGGACUCAGGAAAAAUUAAAGCAUUUUCUAUUUUUAGGAUAAAUCAUAUAUGAAAUAUCUAACUGGCUAUUACUGUUUACCCAAACAAAAUAUGCUGCUAAAGUACAUAAUAUUUUACCCUCAAUGGCUUGACAAAAUUGUUUUUUAAUUCGGACCCAAGUAUUCAUAGAAGGAAUACGUCAUCCGAUAUGUAUUUCCUUAUUUGGUUGCGAAUCUUUGUAUCUCUAUAUAGGAAGACUUAUUUCCACUAAACAGUGAAAAAUAAAAUGCCAAUGCUCUUUUGCAAUCAGAAAGUGAAUUUCUUUUUGUGAUAGAGUAACCGUGUUUAGUUCAGUUCUCCAUGUUUAAGCACAAGCCACAGCACCGAGAGCCACGGCCCCUCCCACAUUGCUCUCCUCUGGGGUCUCUGAAAAGGAAGACCCAGCACAGUGGCCCCUGGGAAGCGGGGAGCCAAGGACAUCCGCUAGACUCAGGCAGAGGCGAGAUGUGAGCAGGUGAUGCUUGCCUGUCCGCUGAGUUGCUCAGGGGCUCCUGAUGCUGCCAACUCCACGCCGUGAGCUCCGGCAGGGGUUCUCCACUGCAGCUACAUGUUGCCAUUCCCUGGGGAGUUCAAAAAACAGCUACUGGUGCCUGGGCUGCCCCCAGGCCAACUAAGUCAGAGCCUCUGGGAGGUGGGACGCAGGCAUCAGUACGAUCCCAGGCUCCUGGGCGGUUCACGCACUGGGGAGGUUGUGAGCCACCAAGCUACAGUGUACUCUUAUCACCAAAGUGUAAAUGAGAAUCAGCUUCCGUGUUCUUUCCUUUAUCAGAAAUUUGCAAUAAAAAGAAUAAAAUUUC
Hipposideros armiger (great roundleaf bat) is the source of this 3677-nucleotide messenger RNA. RefSeq names its product family with sequence similarity 81 member A (gene FAM81A). The transcript has 8 exons. The coding region runs from base 77 to 1486 and encodes 469 amino acids. NCBI's taxonomy places the organism in Eukaryota, Metazoa, Chordata, Mammalia, Chiroptera, Hipposideridae. The record is from RefSeq and is a predicted model, not a curated record.